Molecule: messenger RNA, 324 nt
Organism: Cinara cedri
Lineage: Eukaryota; Metazoa; Arthropoda; Insecta; Hemiptera; Aphididae
Source: the annotation of a GenBank genome assembly
AUGCGGACACAGGGCCGCGAAAUAAAGGCACAACCGAAAAUACGUCACCGCCUGCAACGCCGUGAUAACGGUACGCUCUACGGACAAACGCGGCAACUAGACAAAGGCGCGUUAUCAAGCGAACCGGGCACACCGUACGAAAGGGCGAGUCUGUCUCGCCGACGCCGUACGCGGUUCACGCGGAUCUCACUCCGCCGGUCAACACCUGACGGAAUACCUGCGAUUACCGACCGAGGCAAACCUCGACCGGCCACAGCGGAACGUCCGAACGUACAACAACAACAACAACCAGCCGCCAUUUACGGACUCGCCGUUAAUAAGUAA